Molecule: messenger RNA, 5925 nt
Organism: Lytechinus pictus (painted urchin)
Lineage: Eukaryota; Metazoa; Echinodermata; Echinoidea; Temnopleuroida; Toxopneustidae
Product: chordin-like
Exons: 22
Coding region: 19-2712 (897 amino acids)
Biological process (GO): negative regulation of BMP signaling pathway; dorsal/ventral pattern formation; multicellular organism development
Molecular function (GO): BMP binding
Source: RefSeq, a predicted model, not a curated record
AUGACGAUAAAGAGAUAGAUGAGAUACGUCGAAACAAUCUUCGCAUUAAAAUAUUGUACUAUACAUAUUAUAGUACAAUAUUUCAAUGCGAAGAUUGUUGCUAUGGUUUAUCAACUUGAUUUCAUCUGCUUUAGAAUGGAUGUAGAAGAUGGUAUACUCUUGGGAAGGAUUUCAUGUAAUAACAUCAAAUGCCCGGAUAUCACGUGUCCUAAUGACGAGGAUCCAGUGAUCAGAGAUGGCUUUUGCUGCAAGACCUGCCCGUCAGACGAUAUUGAUAAGGAGAAGCCCUCACGAACGAACGGAUCUAGCGAGUCACAGCGUCCGGACGAUACGGCGUCGACUGAGGGUACGGAAGACACACUUCAGGGAGAAGCUUUUGUAUCGAUUCUAUCCGGUCGUUUGACAUCGGUGAACACGAGAGCGAUUUCUCGAGGAUCUUUCCUCCUUCUGAAUAACAACCUCCACUUCACAUUACACGUAACAAGACUAAGUACUCCCCUCGAAGUUGUCUUUACUGGCGUACUCAAUACAACGUUGCACGUGCAUACGGUUCGUGAUGUUGACUCCGAUACGAUUUGCGGAGAGUGGAAAAACCUUCCUCAGAUUGUCUCACGUGAUCUGCGCAACAGGAACAUUUUCGUCACACUGACCACCAGGUCACACGAGCAUGGAGAGGUCAGGGGUCGACUUAUCCCCCAUCGCGCACUUUCCACAGAAUCAUUUAGUGUUCUUCUGACCCCAAAGCGACGCAACGGUCCAGUGAAUGAAAUCUUAGGGAAAGGAGGACUGGUGAUGCUCUCAUCCUCCAAGAAUGGAAACGCCAUCAACUUUGCUGCUCUCCUUGAUGGUCUAGUAGAGUCAGAAAGGACAGAAGACGUCAACAUCGUUGUUGAGAUCACGAAGAGAAACGAUGUCUUGAAAAGAAUUGAAGUUGCUGUUGCAAGCGAGGCCAUCGAUGUGGUGGACGUCGUCGAAUCGCUGCCCAGUACGAUUAAGAAGGCGAUCACGAAGGGACAGUUAAAGAUGAGAUUGACGGUCGAGGGCCAGGGCGAUGUAGGAAUGCUUGUUGGCAGCAUCACACCACUCAAAACGUGCAAUACUAUCCAUGCAGUACUAUCCGGUAGCCAAGCCCUUGACAGAUCAAAGACUACAGGGGCUAGCGGUUCAGCCAUUUUCACCCUAGAUGACGAUGGGACAAUCAACUACAUGGUUCGAUUGACUGGCCUACAGACAGAAGUCAGCGCCAUCACCAUUGAGAUGCCCAACAGGAAUAGGCGAAAGAUCGUUGCUGACAUCUUCGGAAACUACAGAGAUGGAGUGGCUCAGGGAAAGUGGCUACGACCCAAGCUCCGUGACGUUCAGAUGUUCCUUCACGGUGAACUCUAUGUCAAUGUUGCUACUGGUGCCUUCACCACCUCCGAGCUUCGGGGACGCAUCGUUCAACUUGCCUACCAGGGUCAUAUCAGGAGACACGCAAAAAUGCCGAUCCAGAUGUCAGGCUCCCUUAUGGAUCCUACCCAGGAGACUGGAGCAGCCGGUCACGCUUGGCUCCUCCUCGAUGAAAAUUGCUCCCUCAAUUACGAGAUCGCCGUUGUGGGACUCAACAGCGUGGUCGAAGAUGACAUCGGGACCGACAGCCCGCCGUCCACGCCUCACUUUUACGCCGAGAUCGGUGAAAUCGAGAACGGGGAAAGCCGAGUUCGAUUGGUCCUGAAUGCUUUUAGAGGAAAUAGCGCUCGGGGAACCUUGACAGAUGUGAAUCCAGGAUUAUUGGAGAACAUGGACAGGGGACAAGCUUUCAUUCAGAUCAGUACAAAGAACCAUAGGGAGGGUGAAAUCAGAGGACAGAUCAUCUUGCCAAACACCUGUCAUGGAUCAUCCAACGGUAACAACCUCGUCCCCGUCCACGAUCCCAUGCCCGCCAUCAACGUCGAUGACGACCCUAACUCCUGCUUCUUCGAAGGUCGAUACCACGCCCCGAUGUCCACCUGGUCACCGGACUACGACAGGAACUGCACCACAUGCACAUGCAAGAAAACAGUGACCAUCUGUGACCCAGUGAUCUGCCCUCAGUUGUCUUGUGAAAACUCCGUCAUUGCUCCCGGUGAAUGCUGCCCCUCCUGUCCGAAACCUGAAGAACCUGAGGAGCCUGGCUGCCAUUACAAGGGUGACAAUAAGGUACAUCGCAUCGGAACGCAAUGGCAUCCGUAUAUUCCCCCAUUUGGAUAUACUACAUGCGUGCUUUGUACUUGCAUGUCCGGUGGCCAACUAAACUGCUCAAGACUCGCCUGCCCGCCAUUAGACUGCCCAAAACCAAUUCGACUUAACGCAAAUGAUUGCUGCCAAGUAUGUCCAGAACCAGAGCCAACGACACCACCCACAGAACCACCAGUGGACGACACAUUACUGCAAGCCGAUGAAGUAGAAAAAGGAUGUUCGUUCCUCGGUGAAUUUUAUAGAAAUGGCGCCGAAUGGCACCCUCUUGUGUCGCCAUUUGGUACAAUGAGCUGCGUCAGGUGUAGAUGUCGGAAUGGUCAGGCGAAAUGCAAGGGAAGAACCUGUCCUCAGCUUAAUUGUAAAGAAACAAUCAGAACAAAAGGCGAAUGCUGCCCGAGAUGUAAAGAAGACACGUUAACAGUACCCACAACAUUACCAACGAUAUUAGAGAUCUCCGCGGAGAAGAAAUCAAGGAGAAAACCCAAGUUAUCAUAGGGAAGCGCCCCUUUAUAUCAUUAUGAACAAGAUGGCCACUCAUCCACCUUCAAAAAGAAACAAUUGAGAUAAUUUUUUUGUUGUGGAUGUGCCACACUUUUCCCGUGAUACAGGGUUGUGAAUGCGAAGAACAGAAAGGGACUUUCAAAAGAGGAUGAAUAUUGCGUAAGGUCUCGCUGCCUGAUUGUGAGAUCGCCAGUGUGUAUUUCGAUGGCGUGAACACUUCCAACGAUUAUGUCAGCGAAAUGAAGGACCCAGCGAAAUAGCGGUAUCAAGUUCGCCAAAAUGUCAUUUAAAUUUGUUCGAUUGAUAGACAUUCGCGUUUUGAAGAAUGCUGCAAUUGAGUGAUCGCAUGAUAUUGCUUUGGUGGACAGCAGAUGUGAAACUGUUUGCCCAUUGGGUUAGAGUUCGAGUUUUGAACUUUUGAUGCGGUGUAAAAUUCUUAUUCCAAAGGUGAAGCAUUGCUAUUUGGUCACCAAUGCGGGCAUCAUUGUCGAUAAGUGGUUUCAGAAAGGACGCCCUCACCAAAAGAAAGUAGGGCAUUUGAUCAACUGUUCGUAAACAGACCUGAAUAGACUUAUGAAGACCAUGUAAUAAACAGAUAACAUGAGAAAUGUAAAACUGUAAAGGCAUUUAAUACAACUCCAACCUAUGAUAUUAAAAUUCCCGUUGUUGAAAAUAAUGAUAAUGCAUUUUAUAUAAGUGUUGGGAUCAAAUGGUGCAAGAAUUUCAUUAUGAAAAGGAUUACUCAACCAGUUGGCUCAGUCAAGCUUUUUCUUGGCCCCCAAAAUACAGUAUUUUAUGGAAAGUAGAAAGAUGUUUGCGCAUAUACACAUUGGCCAAAUAUGCAAAAAUAAUAAAAAAAUAUUAUGUGCAAAAUGAAAAGUGUUUGAACAUAAGUAAAAGAGAAUAAAAUAGUAUAUACAAAAUAGUCUUUUGUGAAGAAAGAUUUAUUCAGACGUAAACUUGAAUAUAUUUUGACAUUGAAAUACGAUGUUCAUUACAGGUUAUAAACACAUAACACUGAUAUCUAGGGGACCAAAUAUUUCAUCAAUGUUCUAUGUAUUUCUUUUGUUUCCCUUAAACGUGUGUGAAUAUAUUAUAGAAUGAGAGACGUUCUGGAUAAAUAGAGAAAAUUAUCAAUAAUGUAUUCAAUUAAAAAAAAUGUUUUGGAAUAUAUUUUGACAAUCAAAUGCUGGUCUAUUUUUUUUUAGAAAUGACAAUUGAAUAUAGAUAAUUCGAUAAAAAGCAUACCAACAUCAGACAUAAGCAACGGUGACACAGUAAUCCAAUUCUUAAACGUAUUAAACAAACAUUCCUUGAUAAUAAUUUUCUUAAUGUUUUCCAGAAAAUUGUGCUAGCUUUACGAACAGUAUGUAAAUGAGGAUGUAAUAAAAAUAUGUUAUUAUAUAUAGCACUCAUUAAAUACGUGCGUUGUUUAUCUAAAAACAAAAUCAAUCAAUCGAGACAACUUAUUUUACGACAAUAAGAAAACAGGGUGAAUUUGCUUGACAAUCAUAUACUAUAUGUCUGUGUUUAAGGUGUAUUAGAAAUGACUUGAGUGAAAACAAUAUUAAUAGUACUAUGACACAUAUACUAUCCCCGUUUAUAGACGGAAUAUUUCAGUAUUUCCUUUGAUGAGUUCAUCAAGGCAAUACGCGAUCUUUAAUAUUUGAUUUCCAUUUUAUUUGUCUGUUUCCGUCAAACGCGUUUUCUUUACAUUGAAUUAAGAAAUGCAUUCACAAUUGUGGUUUGUUGACUGUAUUCAACUUCGAUUCCACUUGUUGGUUGCGAGAAUAGUUUGAGAUUUAUAGAUAUGUUAUUUAUUCUGUACAAAAUGCCAAAGUGUAUUCGUGAAAUUUUCGCGAACAUGAAAUAGACUACCUUUAUAACACUGAUAUAUAUUUUUAAAAUCAACUUUGUGUUUCAUUGAUCACAAUGUAGUAAUGCAAGUAAAUGUAUUAAGUAGAAGUGAAAUAAAAAGAACAUGAAGGUAAAUAUUUAUGAUUUUAUUCCGUGCGGUUACAAAAAUAAAUGUAUAAUAGUAUUUGAAGUUCAAUCAUGUAUUUUGUACAAAAUACUAGAGUUAAAUAUGGAAUUUAAAAGUGCUAAGUGUUUUAGCCUAGGAUGUGUUCCUUUUUAUUUUUGUACGAAAUUAUAUAUCUCAGAAUGGCUAAAAUUAUUUACAAAUUCGACAGAUUUUUGUAUUUACCUAGUGCUUCGUGCUACGUGUCUUAGUAAAUAUGAACAAACUUACAGUAUUUUUGUUGAAUUAAUUUAUGCUGAAUUUUUUUCUUCAAUGUUUUUUUUUCUUCAAAUCUGGAUCCAUUGUGUGGAUACAGGCGAAUUUGUAAUACUUUUUUCCACAUGGGGCGAAUUUUCAUUGGUGCAGAGUUGCAAAAUUAUUGACGUGCGCCCUGAAGGCCAUCACACACUCCAAAGUCUGCCGCACAAUAGAGGGUCCGACUUUGACCCGAUUUUUAUAACGCAUCGCAUUUCGCAAUAAAUUAAUAUGAAAGUUCUAAGAAAUAAAAUGAUUUUAUUUGUAACUCGACAUGAUGCUAAAAAUACUAAAAUCAGAAUUCUUCUUUUUUGCAAACCUUUUGGUCGGAGUAAAAUAAAACAAGAAUCGGCUUCAAGUCGCAGCCAACGGUGACGUCAUUACGAUUCGAAUUGAAUUUACAUUUUUCAGGGUGGAUCGAAAUAGACUGGAGUUUGGAUUUUCGUAUCCAUACCACUGUUCGGACAUUUUGAUCAUUAAGAUUGUAAAGGUGGGAGUGUUCAUAUCAAAUGCAUAUACAAUUUUUUGAAAUCGGAUAGCAACUGAUCGAUUCAAAAUUUUAAUCUCGGGUUCGUUCCACGAUUUAAAUCUUCUCAUCAAUCGUUAUAACGUAUUAUUCCCGGUUCGGGUCGUAGGCGAAUCGUAUGGUGUGUGGUGGUCUUUAGAUUUCUUCUGAGAUACAAAGGAAAAAUGUUUUCAAAUGGAAUAAAGCAUGAAAUUCGCUGCCUCAUGUGAAAAGGUAUUAUUCUUAGAAGAGCAGAGUUGAUUGUGUGUAAAACUUGCAUAAAUUAUAUAUCAUGAACCGGUGUAUUUAAUACAGUAUUCUUUGUAUUUGCAAUGAACCUAUGUUGAUUUGUGUUGUUCUUAUUAUUAUGCUACGAAAUGAUUGAAAUUGAUUAUGAAAAAUGAAUUAAAAUGAUGUAUGAAAACUA